This is a messenger RNA of Acanthosepion pharaonis, 3681 nucleotides long. The record is from the annotation of a GenBank genome assembly. Lineage: Eukaryota; Metazoa; Mollusca; Cephalopoda; Sepiida; Sepiidae.
AUGAUAUAUGCAAAAGAUAAGUCAGUUGAACUUUUAUUUAUCUAUUGUCUGUCUAUCUAUAAUUCUAAUCUAUCUAUUUAUCUAUCUAUCUAUCUAUCUAUCUAUCUAUCUAUCUAUCUAUCUAUCUAUCUAUCUAUCAUCUAUUUAUCAAUCGACAGGUCAGCCAUUACACAUGAGGAACUCAAGAAUGCCGAGAAAGGAGAGGAUGACAACACUUCAUCUCAGACCAGCUCUGAACAAAGUGUGGGAGAAGCUGAAUUUGAAGAAGUGGAACUGAGACCUGUUACAGCAAAACCUGAUUGGGUGGCUCCGGAUAUAAGGUGGGCUGUACCUCCAAAUGCCCUUACAGUGACGCAUGUCAAUCAAACACAUGAUUUAGUGUUGAUGCAAAAGACAAUGAGUGUUGGUGAUGCUGCAUCACAGAGUUCAGAAGAAUGGCUUCAAAACCAUAACCUUCAAGUCUCACAACUGACCCUAAAGGAUCUCCUGGAUAAAGGAAAACUAACAUGGCCCAAAGCAGAAACAUCCAUUGGGACAGCGUCUUACCAAAUCCAGUUCGAUUCAUAUGAUCUCAAUGAGUUUGAAUACCAACUCAACAAAGCGAUUGAGUGCUACACUCAUCGAAUCAAGUGGUUGCUGCAAGGAAGCAGAAAAGUAUUUGGAUUGGUGAAAGGUAAAAGGGUUAUUGUGGUCAUUGAUUGUUCAAAUAUCAACACUAGUUAUGGCCGAUUGGAAACACUUCAAGAUUUCUUAAUGCAUCUUAUUGAUGAGCAGCUUUCCAAAAAGAGUGCAUUGUAUUUUACUGCCUUUGGAACAACGGCAGAACCUCUAUGGCCUGUUCUCAGAGAUGUCAAUGUACGCAUAAUCAAUGAAGCCAAGGACUGGGUCAAUCAUCUUCAUCCGAGAGGAGGCAGCAAUGUUUUACAGCUGGUCAGACAAAUAGCAAAAGUUGAAGGAGCAGAUUCAAUUGUACUAAUACUUGGCACAGAACCUGAUCAGAGUUCCAACAUUUUAAUCGAAUACAUUGAGCAAAUUUACAUUGGGAAUGAAAUCCCUGUUCACAGUGUCGCUUAUGAUUGUAGUAACCAACAAACCAAUAUCUUUCUGAAGAAUAUAUCUGAAAUGACUGGAGGUAGAUACCACUGCUAUGCUUCCACCUGUGAGGAACCAAUAUAUUCCAGCACAGACAUUAGUCUUCUCUUAAAAGAAGUACAGGCAGCACAAGAGACUAUCAGUAAAAUACAGGAUAUGAGACAAGGCAUGAUGGGAAAUGCUUUAGUCAGUAUCAUGGAUGAGAUUGCCUCUGAAGUACAACAAUUGCCACCAUCAAAGCUUCUACCCUGUCCCCCAGGACAUGACAGCCCUCUAAACAUUGAUAAACCUAAAUGUCAUCCUCAGUCUUCUAAUGAAUGGAUCAAACAACAUGGACUAAAAGCAAAACAACUGGAUCUCUACCAAGUCCUUGCUCCAAAUGCUUAUUCAUACCGUGAAGACUAUGUUCCUGUGAUAGGAAAGGCUGUACAAUCACAAGUACAUCAAAGAGCAAUGGUCCAGUUUCAGUGGUAUGAUGGUUCUACUAAAAAUGUCCAUGUCGACAUGGCCAAACUUUUUAACUACCAAAAGCAGCUUGGGGCAGCAGUCAAUUUGUAUGAACAGAGAAUUGAGUGGCUCUCUACAGGCAGUCGUAGAAUCUUUGGCACCAUUUCUGGCAAAAAUGUUAUAUUUCUUGUGGACAUCUCCAUUUACAACAUCAAUUAUCUCAUUCACAUACAGCAUUCAUUGCGUCGUCUUAUGGAACAGCAACUUGCUAACAAAGCCUAUUUCAACAUCAUCUGUUUUGGUAACAAUGCCUUAGCAUGGAGCCCUAUUAUGAAGAAACCCACUAAAGAAAACUUGCAGGAAGCCUGGAGAUGGAUCCUAACUUGGCAAUGUAAAGGAAGUCGUAAUUUUCUCUCUGCACUGAGACUGGCUGUACAGAAUGAAGAAGAAAUAAAACAUGGAAUACAUCCUGACAAUCUUUACAUAUUCACGAGCGGAGUACCUGACCAGGCAGAGGAUAUUUGUGUUUCCUUUAUUGAGGAAAGUUGUGUUGGGCUGGGAACUCAAGUGCAUACAUCUCUUUUCAAUGUGGAAGACUAUGACAAAAAUGGCGCUAUACCUGGCAGGUAUGCGAGUAUUACAAAGACUGCAGAAUGCCUACGAAAUAUGGCUCACUGUACUGGAGGACGUUUCCAUUGGUUCCGUGAAACAGGAAUUAUUGAAAGUGAUGAUAUUCAGUGUAUUGUGUUGGAGAUUGAGAAGGCCUUGGAUUUUUCAAAGAAAUCCUCUAUCUUAACAAAAACUGUAAAAAAUAAAUACCAAAUGAAACAGAAUCCCAAUGACUCUAAGCUUUUUUUAGCUCUACCACCACCUACACCAGAAAGAAGAGCUGUGUCCUGUGUCCCUGCCAUGUUAGAUGAUAGCAGCCAGGCAUCUGAAAAAAUUAAAUUUGGAAAAAACAGGAAAAUACUUCUGACCAAAAUUGGAGAAAAAACAUUUAAACCAUCAAGUCCUGUUCAUAAAAAAAAAUUCUCCAUAAAAAAUAAAAUGACCAGUAAAGAGGCACAAAUGAUCACCUCGAGUUUCUUUUUGGAGGAAAAAGGUGCUAUUGGGUCUGUUAUCAAAAGGUUUCCAACUCCCAAACCCAUGAAGAAGUCUUUCAAGCUUAUGGCACUGACAGGAAUUGAGGAUUAUGUUAGCACAAAAGAGUGGCUUUUGAGGUUUAGUUUAAACAAACUGAAAUUAAAUCUGGAUAAAUUUGUUUCUGGACCUGCCUGCAAACAUGAUGAAACUUGUGUGAAAAUUCUUCACAAACCAAUCACUGCAAGGUAUUGUAGUAUCUUUCCAAGCAUCAAUGUCAAAGGAACAAUUCGACAUUUACAAUUAUUACCACCUGAACUCAAAGAAUAUAGUGAAGAGAUAAAACAAGUACUUCAACAUUACCUAAAAAGACUGCAGUGGUUACUCAGUGGAAGUCGUCGGGUCUUUGGCACCAUUAUCCAUCAAAACUGUACUUUUCUCAUUGACACAUCUGGUUCUAUGAACCCAUAUCUUGAUGAGUUAAAGAAAGAAAUAGUAUCUCUGAUCUGGGAACAGCUUUAUGCCAACAAGAUAAAUUUUAAUUUCAUUGCCUUUUCGGACAGCUGCAAAAAGUGGCAGCCGACAAUACAAACUAUGAGUGAGGAAAAAUGCCAUGAAUCAGUGGAAUGGAUUUCUAACCUUGUUGCAUCUGGGAACACAUGCACAUUGGAAGCCUUAGAAACUGCAUUCUUGGAUGAUUCACUUGAAGCCAUUUAUCUGUUGACAGAUGGAAAACCAGACACAAGCACUGCUCUUGUUCUUGAGCAUGUUCUAGAAAUGAAUGAAUCUCAUCACAUUCCUAUAACAACAAUCUCUUUCAACUGUUCAGACAGUGUUGCCAACAAUUUUUUGAAGCGUCUUGCCCGAGAGACAGCAGGUAGAUAUCACAAGUGCCAUGGACACUUUAACAUCCAAAUGUUUAUUCAUAAAUUAUUGACAGAAGGAUUCAAAGACACGAAUUAUCCCCACCUUCCUGAGUUUGAAGGAGAUGAUCUACUAAGACUAAUCAAAGAAAUUAAACUAGCCAGAAUUUUCUUGUCACAAUCAAUAGCUUACAGGUAA